AAACACCUCUGAUAACAGUACAGUUUGCACUGUAUGUGUAUUGUGAACUACUGUGUCGUAGUGAAAUGUUGAGUGAUAUUUAAUUUUGCGUGUUUAAAGCAAAUAUGGCUUAUCCAAUGUAUGAAGUUGAUUGGAGUGUUUUACCGCCAGAACAAAAUAGAAGGUUUAACCCGGCAUUUAAUAUUGCUACCAUAAAACAAGUGGUAAAUGAGGCUAUCGAAAGAGUCGCACCGGUUUCAGUGCGGAUGCCCACGCCCACGCGGCUGCGGGACCUCAUCCGACAGAUCCGAGCCGCGAGAACAGCGGCCGAGGAACGAAGUGUUGUUAACAAGGAGUGUGCUUACAUCAGAUCGACCUUUAGAGAGGAGGAUAGUGUGUGGAGAUGUCGGAACAUUGCGAAACUCUUGUACAUCCAUAUGCUUGGGUACCCGGCGCACUUUGGUCAGCUGGAGUGCCUCAAGCUGAUCGCCAGUCCACGCUUCACGGACAAGCGUGUCGGGUACCUCGGCGCCAUGCUGCUACUAGAUGAACGGCAAGACGUGCAUCUACUUAUCACUAAUUGCUUAAAGAAUGAUCUAAACAGCAACACCCAGUUCGUAGUGGGGUUGGCGCUAUGCACGCUCGGUGCUAUCGCCUCGCCGGAGAUGGCGCGGGAUCUCGCCUCCGAAGUGGAAAGACUUAUCAAGUCACCCAACGCCUACAUCAAGAAGAAAGCUGCUUUAUGCGCCUUCAGGAUCAUAAGGAGGGUGCCUGAUUUAAUGGAAAUGUUUUUACCCGCCACCAGAAGUCUAUUGACAGAGAAAAAUCAUGGUGUUCUCAUCACCGGCGUGACCCUCAUCACCGAGAUGUGCGAGAACAGUCCCGACACACUCAAUCACUUCAAAAAGAUUGUUCCAAAUCUGGUGAGAAUAUUGAAGAAUCUAAUAUUGGCGGGUUAUUCGCCGGAACAUGACGUCAGCGGUAUUUCUGAUCCAUUCCUGCAGGUUAAAAUCCUCCGUCUACUAAGAAUAUUGGGUAAGAAUGAUGCAGAAGCAUCCGAAGCAAUGAACGAUAUAUUGGCCCAAGUCGCUACAAACACUGAGACAAGUAAAAACGUCGGCAAUACGAUAUUAUACGAAACUGUACUCUCCAUCAUGGAUAUUAAGUCUGAAAGUAGCUUGCGUGUUCUAGCUAUUAAUAUCCUGGGAAGAUUUCUACUGAAUAAUGAUAAAAAUAUCAGAUAUGUAGCCCUCAAUACUUUGCUGAGGACGGUACAUGUGGAUACUUCAGCGGUCCAAAGACAUAGGACUACUAUACUGGAGUGUUUGAAGGACCCGGAUGUGUCGAUUCGGCGACGUGCGAUGGAGCUGUCGUUCGCGCUGAUGAACAGUCAGAACAUCCGCGGCAUGAUGAAGGAGCUGCUGGUGUUCCUGGAGCGUGCGGAGGCGGAGUGCAGAGCGCACUGCUCCAGCGCCAUGGUGCUGGCGGCCGAGCGGUACGCGCCCUCCAGCAAGUGGCAUCUCGAUACCCUCUUCAGACUCCUGCUCAAGGCCGGCAACUACUUGCGCGAUGAUACGGUGUCCAGCACCAUACAGAUAAUAUCCGCAGCGCCGGCGGAGCGCCAGGCCUACGCCAGCAUGAGGCUCUGGACAUCGCUGGAGCGCUCCGCUGUCUCCGGAGAUGCCACAGAGAAACAACCACUUGUGCAGGUAGCGGCGUGGACAAUUGGAGAGUACGGAGAUCUGCUGGUGUCUGAAGCCAGUAGUGCUAUAUCCAUGGUGGAUGAAGAUGGAUUUGAUGAGUUCACGCGUCCGUCGGAGGAGUACGUAAUCGACAUCUACCAGAAGCUGCUGUGGUCAACUCAACUGUCCAUCACCACCAAGGAGUACCUGCUGCUCUCGCUCGCCAAGCUCUCCACCAGGUUCACCACCAGACCUAGUCAGGAUAAAAUUCGAGUGAUCAUCGAUACUUUUGGUUCACACAUACAUAUUGAGUUACAACAGAGAGGUGUGGAGUUGUCACAACUAUACAGGCAAUACGCGCAUUUACGGCCUGCAUUGUUGGAACGUAUGCCGGCCAUGGAGGCACCGGCUGGAGACCGUGAAGACAGUGAUGCUGAAGGAGAUGCACCUGCAGACUCGCCGCAACAUCGCGCUGAUAGACCACAGCCGGAUGCACUGCUGGACCUGAUCAUCGGGUCAGAGCCAUUAUCAAAUGGCGAUGCAGAACAUGACACACCUGCAGCAGCACCGCCUUCAGACAACAAUAACACAACUACCAAUGAUAUUUUGGACCUAUUGAGCGGUUUGGAUCUAAGUUCUCCGAGUGUACCUGCGCCUGCGCCUGCGCCGCUCACCAGCAGCGCGCCCUCAGCCAACUUGCUACUCGAAGGACUGUUCUCAUCACCUACGACCACACAACCUGUAUCACAACCUGAGACGACGGUAACAGCAUUAGAGCGUAAUGGUCUUCUUGUUGAGUUCCUCGUGUGCGGUGGUGGAGACACCGCCACCCUCACCAUGAGGGCUGUCUCCACAGCACGAUCAGCACUCACUGACUUCCUCUUCCAAGCUGCUGUACCCAGAACAUUCCGAUUGGACAUGAUGUCACCAUCGGGUACUGUACUCACACCGCAGGGGGAGAUCACUCAAGUCCUCAAAGUCACCAAUCCAUCCAGGACACCAUUACGGUUAAGAAUAAGAGUAUCGUAUAACAUCGAGGGCUCACCCGUUCUUGAGCAGGCGGAGGUCAACAACUUCCCUCCGGACUUGUUCAACUGACGAGCGACCAUCUGACUGACACCACGGUCAAUGACACCUGCACAGUGUUGACACCAACAUGAAGUAACCUCCGCAGUUAAAGGGUCAGACAAAUUCAAUGGAAAUGACAAAUUAUAAUCUACAUGUUAAUAUCUGUCUAUGAAUUUAUAUUGAACUAGCUGUCGCCCGCGACUCCGUC
Papilio machaon (common yellow swallowtail) is the source of this 2937-nucleotide messenger RNA. It is a transcript of the gene AP-1gamma, whose product is annotated as AP-1 complex subunit gamma-1. Lineage: Eukaryota; Metazoa; Arthropoda; Insecta; Lepidoptera; Papilionidae. Gene Ontology annotation, molecular function: clathrin-cargo adaptor activity. The record is from RefSeq and is a predicted model, not a curated record. Gene Ontology annotation, biological process: receptor-mediated endocytosis; intracellular protein transport; Golgi to vacuole transport. Gene Ontology annotation, cellular component: Golgi apparatus; membrane coat; AP-1 adaptor complex. The transcript is spliced from 19 exons. The coding region runs from base 105 to 2759 and encodes 884 amino acids.